AAGAUAACUCGGAGACGUAGGUGGGUUAGGGCCUCGCUUUUCCUGGAUAUGAGGGGAAUCAAGGAUCGGCCGGUGCUCCGCUUCCCGCGCUGGGCUGUGUAGACUUGGAUGUCAGCUGCUGUGCCGCUUUCCGUCGUCGUCUUGACACGAGAUAACGACCUUCGCUAAUACCUAUCUAUCCAUCUAAUUGCCUACCCGCUGGACGCUUCUGUGUGUUUUCCGCCUCUCACCACUCUCAUACCAUUGACGUUAGUGACUCCUAGCAUCAUUCCCAGUAUCGAGUUUGCGAGUUUCGUUUAUAUUAGCCACCUGCUCCCUGUAUAUCGAGUUUCCAUCCAUCCCACUUCUCACUACCUGUGUUCGGUUUCACUGAGCAAUUUCUUCAGCCCUUGAUGCGACUUGGCUGCGCCUGUCCCAGGCCACUGCCUUAAUUUCGCUUCCGUUGGGGGUCAUGGCUAUUUUUCCCAUCAGAAACCAUAACCACGCUAGUACUACUAACCACCUCGUCUGCCCCAACUCGGUAUGCGGAUAAACGAGACGGAAGGGUCACUACUACUGCUGCUGUUAUGAUCGAUCGGCCAACCGCUUUUCGUACACCCAUACGCUCCUCCUCACCUCUCUUUCAACAUGGCUGAUGUCGAAGAACCCAAAUUCAACUCCCUCGCGGAUCGCAUCGCUGCGCUGAACAAACAGAAAAACUUCACUGCUCCUCCCUCUUCCGCCAGACGACCCCCUCCUCCGCCCCCUCCCGCUUCUGGGCGGUCUCCGUCUCGGGUUCCAACUGCAGGUACAAACGGUACCGCAUCGCAAAGUCCCAACAUACCCGCCCGAUCACAGGAGGGUAGCCAACCUAGUCUCCCGCAACGAACCAAUACGUUAACAGACCGCGCCAUCGACGCCUCCCCAAGCCUGCCCACCCGUCCUACACCUCCGCCGCUCCCUGAUCGGAAGAGUUCAGUCCAGUCCUCGCCUGCGCUACCGGCGCGUCGACCGUCGGCGCAGCCGUUGAACAGCAGGAGAGGUUCCAAUUCGUCCGAAGUGUCGCACAUAUCAAGCGCAUCGAACUUGUCGCUGAAACCCGUUUCCUCCCGCACCAGCACGACAUCGACCGAGACGCAACCUACAAGAAGAGUUCUCGCUCCCACCUUAGACCAGGCAAAGCUGCCUCCCCUUCCCCCGUCGAGAAAAGAGAGAGAGGCGCAAGCAGCCAAGGAGGCAGCGGAGAGAGAGGCUGCGGAAAUCGUCAGGGCCCCUCUUCUGCCUGCGCGGUCUGCACCAACGGUGCCUCAAGUCGGACCAAGGCCCAAUCUGCUUCCCAAGUUACCCUCAAGGCCUGCGAAGCCGUCAGCUCCUUCGCACGUUGGCGAAAGUCCCGCGGCCCCGCGGCGCCUGCCCCCACCACCUUCUGCCUUUGUCCGACCGACGAUUGCCCUCGCGGCCCCUUCGAAACCUGGCUCGAGGCCUAGUAACGAGACACCGCCCCCCGUCCCGAUCAGCUCGCGGCCGACAUUUGCGGAAAUCGAUGCGGUUGCUGUGCGUGCGAGUUCAAACCAGGCCGCCUCAUGUCUAGUCUGUAGAGACUUUUCAGCGCCGGAUAGCGUAGCUGCACAACACCCUUACCAAUCCCUCUCGAGACGCGACCCGGUCGGUUACUUGGCAGGCGUUCUCUGCGGCCCAUUCUCUUCAGCCACUGACAAGGCAAGGGCCAUAUUCACCUGGUGUCACCAUAACAUUGCCUACAAUGUGGAGGAGUUCUUUGGAAAGUGUAUCAAGGGUAGAAGUGUAGAAGAGACCAUAUUCUACGGCAAGGCAGUUUGCCAAGGCUAUGCAGAAGUCUAUCAAGCUAUCGCCCAGAGAGCUGGACUGCAAUGCGUCGUAGUCAGCGGGCACGGGAAGGGCUUCGGCUAUAAACCUCUUAAAAGUGGCCAACCACCCCCGCCGCGUGACCCUACAGGCCAUGCCUGGAAUGCGGUCUGCAUAGACAACGGGGAGUGGAAACUGCUCGAUGCAUGCUGGGGAGCAGGUUCAGUAAGUGAUCAGCAAUAUCACAAGCAGUUCAAUCCCCUGCAGUUCUACCUCAACAACGAACUUUUUGGCCUAAAGCACUUCCCAAAGGAUGAGCGAUAUUUCUUUCGAAGCGACGGUCGUAUUCCGACCUGGGAGGAAUACAUCAUCGGACCGGUCCGCGGCGAAAAGGCCCAAGUGUACGGUACUACCAUGGAGGAGGGCGUUUCUGAGUUCACCUUCAGCCCUGCCGAGAAGCAGAUCCCCGUCUACAGCGGCGAGGUAGUCCGGUUCCAGUUUUCCAAAAUCUGCGAGCACUGGGUUCCCGAACGACACGGGAAGGGCAAGAGCUAUUUACUUUUGAUGAAGAUUCACGGCGUGGACGGUAGAAAAGAAGACCUGGUGCCGCUCGAAACGGAUGGGUUCUGGUGGUGGGUAGAUAUCCCAGCGAGAGAUCUCGGGGCUCCCGGGCAAAGUAUUUUCUUAUACGCCCUAACGACACUGAAUAAGAGAGACGCCCGAGGUGUCACUAAAGAGGAGUAUUUCCGGACGAAGAGCAGUGGCGCUUACAGCAUGAACUGGGCAAUUUUCAUCGGGUGGGAAUUGGUAUAAAUACCAUGGGUCGAGGACUGGGACAGGAACCAAGGAAGACAAUGAGGAAUGCAUUUAAUGUCGUUAUAUAGAGGCGUCGUAACCAGUACCUAUAUUACUAGACCUUCCCAUGGCGGCUUCGACGAGCUUUUAAAUAUGUAUAAGAGUGCGAAGAGUGAAUUUAAUAUAAAGACAGCUUCAAGUCAAUAACUAAAACUAGACAAGCAGGAGAG
Molecule: messenger RNA, 2828 nt
Organism: Durotheca rogersii
Lineage: Eukaryota; Fungi; Ascomycota; Sordariomycetes; Xylariales; Xylariaceae
Exons: 2
Coding region: 628-2616 (662 amino acids)
Source: RefSeq, a predicted model, not a curated record